Molecule: messenger RNA, 1454 nt
Organism: Alternaria rosae
Lineage: Eukaryota; Fungi; Ascomycota; Dothideomycetes; Pleosporales; Pleosporaceae
Exons: 1
Coding region: 96-1169 (357 amino acids)
Biological process (GO): tRNA wobble uridine modification
Cellular component (GO): elongator holoenzyme complex
Source: RefSeq, a predicted model, not a curated record
GAAAAAUCACCGGAGCAGCCAUGAUGAUGGCGGCCGGUAUCGAUAAGCUGCACACUACGCGCAACUCAUAAUUUGCUCUCGGUGCCCGCGUCACAAUGCCACCCUCGACGCGUAUACCAGCGCUCCUACAACCCUAUGUCCAGCUACCGCAUGAAUCGAUCCUCCUGCUCACGAGCACCCUCGGCGCGAGCGCGAACUGGCUGCUCAUCCGCUUCCUUUGCAAUGAGCUGAGCACACAAGAUGGCGGGGAUGAGGGGCACAACGUCGUAUUGGUCUCUUGGAUGAGAGAGUAUGACUUCUGGAAGCAGGAGGCUCGAAAGGGCGCAGCUCUUGAUCUGGACAAGCUGAGGAGAGAAGGACGCUUCGCCUUUGUGGACGGACUGGGUGCUGGUGGGAAUGCGACAGACAGUACAGGCGGGACAGAAUCACGAACCGAUGCGCAAGCAACACCACGAGUCCCGGUAUCGAGCGCGGCACCACAGAGAGGGCCACAAAUAUUGUCUGCACGAGGACCGCCUGGACGGAUAGUGCCCGCGAGAGGGCCACCUCCAUCAGCUCCAACGGCGGCAGCAGCUUCAUCACCAGCUACGACUACCACGAACGGCCCGGCGAGUGCAACCCAAAGCACGCCAGGCCACUAUACACUCAAGAGCCUCGAGAUCACGGACAUCAAGUCUACCAUCUCCAGCGCCAUCUCCCCACUCGCUACGUCCACCGCUCGAAAGACGCUCCUCAUCUUCGACAACCCCGACCUUCUCCUCGCGCUGAACCCAGCCAUCACACCUUCCCACUUUACCACCCUCAUGCUGCAGCUCCAUACGCUACCGAACGUGUCACAUAUCCUUACGCACCUACAAGCCGAUAAUCCGCUCCUCAGCCUCUCCACACCCCCACAGCCGCUCGAAGUGGUGCAUCACAACUUGGUUGUCAAGUGUGCACACAUGAGCAGGAGGAUACUAGGUGUCAGAGUAUUAGAUACUGGCGUUGCGAGGGACGUGAGCGGUGUAAUACGCAUCACUGAGCAGAGGAAGCAAUGGUUUGACGUGGGCUUUGGUAUUGAACAGAACAAAGAGGGCGACGACAGUGGGAGAGGCAAGGAGUUCUUGUAUCAGGUCAAGAGUGACGGCAGCGUAAGGGUGUUUGAGCGUGGUGCUGGAGGAGAGAGCUGAGGUCUGCAUCUCAAGCUUGACGAGCAACUCGUGCAUCUGCACCCUUCGUUGACGCUGCAGGAUCAUUGCCCCUCUCCCCGGAUGCGCUGCGCAAGAAAGUGUAUAUAUAGUCGUCUCGGCUACAUAGCAUGCCCGAAGCCGAGCAAUGGAAAAGACCCACACAUCACCAACUCUCAUCAUCAGCUGUCCAAUACCUCAGACUAACUUCUAGGUUACUGCAGCAGAGCUACGCAAGCCUCGCAGAACGCCGCAUCUCGUGCAUGUCUGCUUGCAGUGACCGACGUA